Molecule: messenger RNA, 303 nt
Organism: Haemonchus placei
Lineage: Eukaryota; Metazoa; Nematoda; Chromadorea; Rhabditida; Trichostrongylidae
Source: the annotation of a GenBank genome assembly
AUGAACACAAUAAACACGCCGAAACAAACAUUUCACAUACGACUAUCAACAAAUCAACCGAAAACCUUUGCAUGGUGGUCUCUUACGUUGUCAUCGCUUGGCGUUCCACCCACACCGGUUCUUGAUAGUACCUUCAUAUGGGACGGCACGGAAACGGCCAUAGCUCCACGCAUCUAUCGUCCUCCACUAAUCUGUGGAACACCGGAAGAAGCUCGCAAUAUGACGUGUAAAAUCGAAGAGGAAUGCAAAUGCACGCCAGCGGAGGUAAAAAUGCGCUGCAAUUAUUAUUGGAAACCAACCUAA